UCCCCGCCGCCAUAUGCAAGCUGAAAAAUCUCUCCAUCCUCGAUCUCAGUUACAACGACAUCUCCGGCACCUUUCCCACAUCCCUCUACAACUGCUCUAACCUCCUGCACCUUGACCUCUCCCACAACUACUUCGUUGGCGUGAUACCCUCCGAUAUCUUCCGUCUCUCUCCCCGUCUCACUGACCUCAUCCUCUCAGACAAUAACUUCACCGGAGAAAUUCCGCCCUCCAUCAGCCGGCUCUCGGCGAUUGAACUUCUCUCUCUCUAUGACAACUUCUUCGAUGCGUCAUUCCCAGCCGAGCUUGGCAACCUCUCAAACCUCCAAACCCUAAGGCUUGGAGGUAAUCCCUUCGCUGCAGCAACGAUCCCUUCAACUUUCCGCAAUUUGACUCAGCUGAGCUUCCUGGGUAUGGGACAGGCUAAUUUGAAGGGCGAGAUCCCUGAAUUCAUCGGAGAGUUGACGGGGAUGCGGGUAUUGUACCUCCAGCAGAACUCCCUCAGUGGAAGCAUACCCGCCGGAAUCUGGAAUCUAAAGAGCCUCUCCGUCCUUGACAUCCGCAACAACCGGUUUUCCGGCGAGAUCCCGGAGAGCAUCAGAGAGUUGACGGAGAUGAUCACAUUGGCUCUAUCGGAGAACUCCCUCAGUGGAAGCAUACCCAACGGAAUCUGGAAUCUAAAGAAGUUGCGGAUCCUUUAUUUGUAUGCAAACAACCUAACUGGACCGAUCCACAUCGACGGACCAAUUGGCGCCUUGGGGCUGGAACAGAUCGACGUCUCCGCCAAUCAAGUAAAUGGAUCCUUCCCGGAGGAAUUCGGCAAGCUUCAGAACCUCGCUAUCCUUUUCAUGUCCGACAACCGGUUUUCCGGCACCCUACCGGACAAAUUGCCACCGGGACUCACGUGGCUGGACAUCACGAACAACAAAUUCUCCGGCAACAUCCCAUCAACGGCUAAAAGUUUGCGGUUCUUUACAGCGUACAACAACUUACUAUCCGGUAAUAUUCCAGCUGUCUUGACCGGAAUCUCCGAACUCGUGGUGCUAUGUCUGGGAGGGAACCAGAUCUCUGGCCAAAUCCCGCCAGGGAUAUCAGAGCUGAAAUAUCUGUCUGUUCUUAAUCUCAGCAGCAACCAUCUUGUUGGCGAGAUUCCUGCGGCAAUUGGGUCCCUACAGGUACUCCAGUCACUCGACUUAUCGAUUAACCAACUGUCCGGCUCGAUUCCGUCAGAGAUCGGAGACCUCAAGCUCAAGACGCUCAACCUCUCGUCCAACCGGCUCUCUGGCGAGAUCCCGAUCUCAUUACAGGACGCAGCCUACAAUAGAAGCUUCCUCUCAAACCCCAGCCUCUGCGCUUCCAGUGAGCUCUUAAACGUCCCCAUCUGCAAACAUGGCUUGCAAUGGAAGCUCCGUGUGGUGCUCAUCGUUCUCGCUUCACUCGUCUCCUUGAUGGCCACUGUCUUCGCUGCGUUCGCAAGAAGAGGGCGCCAUGGGAGAAGCAAUGGCAGAGUUCUACCCACGUGGAAGAUGAUGUCUUUCUAUCCGUUGGAUUUUACCGAGUCCACCAUCCUGAGUGGGCUUACGGAGGACAACCUUAUCGGGAGCGGCGGCGGUGGAAAAGUAUACCGGAUUGUGCUCGAAAACCACGUCGCACAGAUCGUGGCCGUUAAAAAGAUCUGGAACAGUAGGAAGCUUGAUUCCCUACUGGAGAAGGAGUUCCAAUCCGAGGUCCAAAUCCUAGGUUCAAUCCGGCAUGCUGGUAUUGUUAAACUACUUUUCUGCCUCUGGAGCGUCGAUAUGAAACUGCUGGUGUACGAGUACAUGGAGAACGGGAGCCUGGAUCGGUGGCUUCACAAGAAGUGGAGGGUGGGGGAGCAAAUCGAAGAGAUGAACUCCGAUCACAGGCCUUUAUUAGACUGGUCCACCAGGUUGCGGAUUGCUAUCGAUGUGGCACGAGGAUUAUGCUACAUGCACCACGGUUGCUCCCCGCCUAUCGUGCACCGAGAUGUGAAGUCGAGUAACAUAUUAUUAGACUUCGAAUUUAGACCCAAGGUGGCUGAUUUCGGUCUGGCUAGGAUGCUUGUCAAGCUUGGAGAGGACAACACGGUGUCGGCUGUAGCGGGAACAUUCGGUUACAUGGCCCCCGAAUGUGCAUACUCUAGAAAAAUAAAUGAGAAGAUGGAUGUGUACAGUUUUGGAGUGAUUCUUUUAGAAUUAACCACUGGAAAAAAAGCAAACGAUGGUGGAGAAUAUGGUAAUCUAGCAGAGUGGGCUUGGCGCUGCUUACAAGAGGCUGACAAGGUGAUCGAUGCUAUAGAUCAAGACAUCAAAGACCCGACAUAUGUAGAGGAGAUUGCAUUUAUCUUUAAAUUAGGAGUCAUGUGCACUAGUCCAUUGCCUUCAUCAAGACCUACAAUGAAGGAUGUUCUCCAAAUCUUACUAAGACAUCAACGUCAACAAGCUGUUGCAAAUGAUACCAUGGUGUGAAUGAAAAGAUGAUACUAGAGCACCUACCAUUGCAGCUGGCAGUGAAAAUCUCAUUUAGCCCAACUUCAGGCUGUCAUAUCCAUGAACAAUUCUUUUAUAUAUGCAGCAACGAGUGAUGGAAGUAUGCUAGGCAACAUCAAUUGGCAACGGUAUAUAGGUAAGCACAGUACUCUCCAUGUCAAUUAUCUCCCCUAAUGAACAUUGUGUAUUCCCUUGUA
Messenger RNA from Elaeis guineensis (African oil palm), 2701 nucleotides. NCBI's taxonomy places the organism in Eukaryota, Viridiplantae, Streptophyta, Magnoliopsida, Arecales, Arecaceae. The record is from RefSeq and is a predicted model, not a curated record.